Neurospora tetraspora is the source of this 2602-nucleotide messenger RNA. Its product is annotated as P-loop containing nucleoside triphosphate hydrolase protein. Bases 230 to 2479 code for a protein of 749 amino acids. Gene Ontology annotation, cellular component: microtubule; membrane; cytoplasm. The transcript has 2 exons. The record is from RefSeq and is a predicted model, not a curated record. Gene Ontology annotation, molecular function: GTPase activity; GTP binding; microtubule binding. Lineage: Eukaryota; Fungi; Ascomycota; Sordariomycetes; Sordariales; Sordariaceae.
GGCCUACAGUAUGCCCCCCACCCGAAGCAUCGUCUACCUCCCAUUUUGUCUCCAUAAAGACCUCAACAUGUUCCUGGAAAUUAAUGAUAUCUUUCGUUCUCGGCGGCAUCUCAUAUCUUUUUCACUUCCAAUCUCCCAGCACCAUCACUAUCUCGCACUUCACAUCUCACCUGAUACAUCCUCCUUGUAACCAUCUUUGACUCUUAUCACAUCUGACCUACACAUCUUGAUGAAACUUAUACGCUCCUUGCCCAAGGCCACCAUUGUCACUGCUUCUACGAUGGGUUCUGAGAUCAAACCCCCUGCUUCGGGCAUCCUGACCAGCCCUGAUCGACUUCGCAAGAUUGAUCAAUUGCGUGAGAAGAACAUCGAUGUCAUCUUGCCGUUGCCUACACUGGUUGCGGUCGGUGACCAAAGCUCUGGCAAGUCUUCCUUGCUCGAGAGCGUCACUGGGAUUCCGUUCCCACGCGGCCAGGAACUCUGCACGCGUUACGCAACCCAAAUCACCCACCGCCGCGAUCCUGAGGUGCAGAUAAUCAUCACAAUCAUACCGGCCCCUCAGAGCACCGAGGCGGAAAAAGCCAGUCUCAGGUCUUACCGCAAGGAGCUCUCGUCGACCAACGAGCUUCGUGACCAGUUUGUCAAGAUUCUUGAUGAAGUCAAUGUCUACAUGAAGAUUAAGACGGACAAGAACCCUGAAGGAGAGAAGACCUUUUCCAGGGACAUCUUGAAGAUUGAGAAAUGCGGCCCCACCGAGGACUAUCUCACCGUCAUCGAUGUUCCCGGCAUCUUCCGCCUGACGUCCAAAGGACAAACGACAGAAAGCGAUCGCAACCUGGUUCGAGACAUGGUCACCGGUUUCAUCAAGGACAAACGGACCAUUAUUCUCGCCGUCCUACCUGCCAAUGUGGAUGUCAUGACUCAGGAGAUCUUGGCUCUGGCUGAACAAUACGAUCCGGACGGAGAGCGCACUCUCGGCGUGCUCACCAAGCCCGAUCUGGUAAUUGAGCGCAGCGCUAAAGAAGCGGUUUGCAAUCUCGUCGCGGGAAGGAAGAAGGCCCUCAACCUCGGCUACUACCUUGUCAAGAACCGCGGUGGCGAUGAUGACGAUGACUCUGAGGAUGAUUCUGGUCUUCGCCGGAAAGAGCGAGAUCUCUUCCAGCAGAGCCCUUGGUGUAACUUGCCACAAGAGCGUGUUGGCGUUACCGCGCUUCGUGAGAGGCUUCAGGAUCUGCUGGGUGAGAUCACGGACAAGGCGUAUCCUGAACUUCGCUCCGAAGCGCGCAAGAAGCUCGCGGAGGCCCGGGAUCAACAAGAUGCUCUUGGGCCUCCUCGGCAGACGGAGCGUGAGCAGCAGCAGUAUCUUGCUCAGAUUGCGGCCAAGUUCCAGAGGAUUGUUCGUGCAGCUCUCGAAGCCAAUUAUUCCAGUCAUUCCGCGUUUGACGAACAUAGCCUGAGGCUUAUUACUCAAGUAGUAAGCAUCACAGAUACGUUCAACAACCGAAUGAGACAAAAGGGGCAUACAUACUCUUUUGUGAAGGUGGAAACAGAGGAUUCGGGCGAUCAAUUGGCGAACAAAGCGGAUGACAGUGAAGAAGACGAUGAUCCAGACUACGAUGCCGAGCAGAACGGCGCAGGCGAGGUGGAGAUAUUGCGCCAAAUAUGUCCAGAGUUGGAGAGCAUCAUCAACAUCAUGGGGGAACCUGAAUUCACCGUCAAGCAAGACAAUAGCGACUGGAUUCGGAACAUGUACCUUGAGUCUCGCGGUAUCGAACUCGGCACCUUUAGCCCCAUAGUCCUUGCAAGCGCUUUCCGGGACCAGACGACUAAAUGGAGCCUCAUGACGGAGCACUAUAUCAGCGAUAUAAUCAUAACGAUUCACAUGUUUAUCCUCUCUAUUCUUAAGACAAUUUGCGCCGAUGGAAAGCUUUAUGAGGCGAUCAAAUCCAUCAUCAUGGAUGACCUACUGGCGAGGUACGCGAACGGCAUGGACUAUGCCAAGUUUCUGGUCCAGGUGGAGCGUGAGAAGAAGCCCUAUACAGUGAACCACUACUUCAGCAGCAACCUCCAGAAAGCUCGCGGCGAUCGGGUCUCGGAGGCCCUGAAGGGAAAGCGCUUCUACGAUAACCGCUGCCACAACCCUGGCGCCUAUCUAGUCAAGUUCGACCACGUCAAGUCGGCAAUCACCAACAAAAGCAACCAAGAGCACGCCCAAGAGGACAUCCACGACAUCCUCAAGAGCUACUACAAGGUGUCCCGCAAGCGCUUUGUCGACAAUGUCUGGCUUUAUGCUGUCGAUCAUCACCUUCUCUCCGGUCCGAACAGUCCCUUGACACUCUUCUCGGAACAGUGGGUGCUGGGGCUGGAUGAAGAUUCGUUGAAUGCUAUCGCCGGGGAGUCACGCAGCACCAGAGAUAAGCGCAAGGAGCUGACUAAGAAGAUUGCUGAUUUGGAGGAGGCGCUGAGGAUUCUCAAGUAGAUGGUGUCGGUUACUGCUAUUCAUCGUUUUCUUUUCUAUUUGCUUUGUUGUUUGGGCAGUACAGACGGUCCACGUCACUUCGGAGGAGGGCUUAACAGGCCGAAAAGGGUGUUAUGUAUCUUU